Opisthorchis viverrini is the source of this 396-nucleotide messenger RNA. RefSeq lists its product as hypothetical. Lineage: Eukaryota; Metazoa; Platyhelminthes; Trematoda; Opisthorchiida; Opisthorchiidae. The coding region runs from base 1 to 396 and encodes 131 amino acids. The transcript has a single exon. The record is from RefSeq and is a predicted model, not a curated record.
AUGUUCGGGUCCAUGAAGUUAUUUUUCGCCUGCUCCUGUUUUGCGGAUGAUAGAUCCAUUCCCGGCGAUUUAUUCUCCGAAAUGAAGUGUUUGGUCACUGAGGUGUUCGGAUGCGAUAAAAUGUCCAACCGUGAUGAUAUCCUUACCAGUGACAACUCGGUGUGGAGUACAGUGGUCCGGACACGUCUUUCAAAAGCUGGAAAGCUAACUAGUGAAGAAGGCUCCCUAUGUGUACAGGUUGGGGCUGUUGCUAUUGCGGACCAACUAACGAUUUGGCUCACUACAGGAAAAUUGAACGUCAGUAUUGUUGGACCUCAUAGGGCUUGUGGGAUUGUUCCCGGGCAGAGAAUUGCACUGAAAUAUGCGACAAACUUGCCGAGGAACAUGGGCGACUGA